AUGGGGAAGUCGCAAUCGAAGCUGUCGCCCUCUCAACUCGAUGAGUUGCAGAGAGCAACCCAUUUCGAUAAGAAAGAACUCCAGCAAUGGUACAAAGGUUUCCUUCAAGAUUGCCCGUCGGGCACUCUAACCAAGGAAGAGUUCCAGAAGAUCUACCGGCAAUUCUUCCCCUUCGGCGAUCCGUCCUCUUUUGCCAACUACGUAUUCCGUGUGUUUGAUUCCGAUAACAGCGGCAUGAUUGAUUUCAAAGAGUUUAUUUGCGCACUGUCAGUGACGUCGCGGGGCAAGAUGGAGGACAAACUCGACUGGGCCUUCCAAUUAUACGACAUUGAUGGGGACGGCAAGAUUACCUACGACGAGAUGCUAGCCAUUGUCGAGGCGAUUUACAAGAUGGUGGGCUCAAUGGUGAAGCUGCCAGAGGACGAGGAUACCCCAGAGAAGCGCGUGCGCAAGAUCUUCCGCAUGAUGGACAAGGACGAGAAUGGCAGCUUGGAUAUGGAGGAAUUCAAGGAGGGCAGUAAGCGGGACGAGACCAUCGUGAGCGCAUUGUCGCUGUAUGACGGCCUUUUCCCACCUCUCAAUGCCGACUAUCUCGGCGACUUUGCGCCCCCCGUUCAUGCCUUGAUCAGCAUGAUCUCAGCGCCUCGCUACUUCUGGGCUCUUCGUGUGACGGGAAAUCUCCCUGUUCACGAUGCACAGACGCCCAAGCCUCCUGUCGCGCCAUAA
Messenger RNA from Penicillium alfredii, 726 nucleotides. Its product is annotated as EF-hand domain-containing protein. Gene Ontology annotation, cellular component: membrane; intracellular membrane-bounded organelle; cytosol. Gene Ontology annotation, molecular function: calcium ion binding. The transcript has 6 exons. Lineage: Eukaryota; Fungi; Ascomycota; Eurotiomycetes; Eurotiales; Aspergillaceae. The record is from RefSeq and is a predicted model, not a curated record. The coding region runs from base 1 to 726 and encodes 241 amino acids.